AUGUCGUCGAUCAAGGUGAAGUUAGGAGUUCAUAGACAACGAGUGUUGAUGUUCGUUUCAUUGUUUGUCAUGGGUUUAUUGUGGUUUACAUUUUCGAAUAGUCAGCUACCGAUUGACGGGGCUCCAAGUGGUUUAAUUGGGGAUUUUGCUAAAGUUGGUAGCAAGUCAGAGAAUACAGAGGAUCGUACAAUCAUGCCAAAAAUGCCAGACCAAGAGGCUAAAGCAGCAUUAGGGAGGGCUUCUUGGAAGUAUUUCCAUACGCUCCUAGCACGUUUCCCUGACGAGCCAACAGAGCAGGAGAAAACUAAGCUCCGUGAGUUUUUGUAUCUCUAUGCAGAGUUGUAUCCAUGUGGGGAGUGUUCCUACCAUUUUGUAAAAAUGUUGAAGAAACACCCACCUCAAGUAUCCAGUAGAACUACAGUGGCGUUAUGGGGGUGUCACAUUCAUAAUAUGGUAAAUGAAUAUCUCAAGAAACCAAUUUACGACUGCAACACAAUCUUGGAGGAUUACGAUUGCGGGUGCAGCGAUGCCAACGGUAACAUCGACCCAGCUUUAAACAUGAAUAAAGUUACAUUUGAGAAAGAGGACAAACAGUUGGGCUGA
Kluyveromyces marxianus DMKU3-1042 is the source of this 603-nucleotide messenger RNA. RefSeq names its product flavin-linked sulfhydryl oxidase (gene ERV2). Gene Ontology annotation, cellular component: mitochondrion. The coding region runs from base 1 to 603 and encodes 200 amino acids. The record is from RefSeq and is a predicted model, not a curated record. Lineage: Eukaryota; Fungi; Ascomycota; Saccharomycetes; Saccharomycetales; Saccharomycetaceae. The transcript has a single exon. Gene Ontology annotation, molecular function: flavin adenine dinucleotide binding; flavin-dependent sulfhydryl oxidase activity.